Molecule: messenger RNA, 3736 nt
Organism: Sycon ciliatum
Lineage: Eukaryota; Metazoa; Porifera; Calcarea; Leucosolenida; Sycettidae
Exons: 12
Coding region: 27-3041 (1004 amino acids)
Molecular function (GO): protein binding
Source: RefSeq, a predicted model, not a curated record
UCCGGACGGACAUUCUAAAGUCGGUCAUGACUCCAGAAGAGCUCAGUUUGAGUGUGCACAGGAGCGAACAAGGUUGUCGGUUUGUGGUGGAUCUACCAGCUGUGUUCACCUCUGCGAAUAGUAGUAUGGUUGUUGGAGAGGUUGACAGCAAAGAAGGUGUUCUGGGCACCUCCACCUUUUCCGACUCGGAGCAGCAGCAGCACGGCCACCGUGCGCCUGAUGUGGCGAGAAUGGCUGCUGAUAACUGUAGAGUAGUACAUCCGCUAGCCGCUUCCGCCUGCGAGCACACUAUGCAGCAUCACCCUGCAGGUUGUACCGAGGGAAAGCGUUCGACUCCAGUGCCAACGGGCGCACAAAUGCGAAGUCUAAGCUACCACCAUGCAUGCCAUGGCACGGGAAGGAGGACUCCACACUCGUCCACAACCCCGGAGAUUCACUGUACCAUGCCGAACGAUGAUGCAACAUCACACGCCACAGCAUCACCAAUCCUCGGCAGACCGGACUCGCAACUAGUACGCUUGAGGACGGGCACACGAUCUGACUCCCAGGCCACUAAUCUCAGUUUGGCAGGCACGGGCACACUUUCUACGCUCGAUCUCAGUGACGAGGCGGCCGACAAUCCAUUCCAGAAUCCCCCGUCUGACCGGCGCUACGCCCCUAAGCGCAUUCAGCAGCUCAGCUUGUCCUCUCUGCCCAUGGGGCCGGGUCAGAAACCGUGGUACCACUGCAAACAACUGCACAGGCACGUGUCCACAAAGCAGCGAAGCGUUCGCGACUUGGUCCGCAACCUUCGGAAGGUGUUCAAGCGCAAUCCGCGACUGGUGCAUAGGCAUUCGAAAAGGACGAAGAAACGCAAAGGUCGCCGAGGCGGGAUGUCGUCCUCAGCCCUGACGCCCACUCACACAGCGGACCAGAAUGGAGGAGGGCGCAUUUUGUCGGAGAACGGUGCGCUGACCAAGAGCGGAAUUUGCCCCGAUUGUUCGUCGGUGGUGCCGUACACGGCGCAUCGAGCGGCGAUCUCCGGUCAUCUGGAGUGCCUGAAGAUCAGUGUGCAUCGAGGCUGCAAGGUGACCUCACGCAGCGGUGACACUCUGCUGCACGUGGCGGCCAAGCACUGUCAGCCGGAAUGUCUCAGGUGGAUUCUAGAGAAGUGCCAGUCCUUGAAGGUGACGGAUACGAAUGCCAAGGCCAACACGGUCCUGCAUUGUGCAAUGGACGGUGGCAACGUGGAGUGUGUCAGGAUGCUGUUCCAGGCGAUAUCAGGCCGACCGGACCCCCUGGUGUCCGACGCUCUGGACAGCAUGAUGCAAAAGACCAACCAAAGCGGUAUGACACCCUUGCUGGUUGCUGUCAUGCACAACCAGCUGGAGCUAGUGCGCUGGCUGCUCAGCGUGUUUGGUGCGCGCAUUCCGGGAGCGGUCAACAACUCUGUUGGCGGUGCCACGGUAUUCCACUAUGCUGCUGCUUUGGGUUCCGUCGAACUACUGACCCUUCUUCACCAGCACUUGCCUGCUCUGGCCGGCCUGGGUGUUCCGAAGACAGGAAAGCUGCCAAUCCACCUUGCGGUGCACACAGGACACUUGGAGGCUGCUCAGUUCCUCAACAGAAUCACAACGAAUGGCCUGCUGGCUAAGUCCGUGGAUGGCAUGAACUGCUUUCACCAGGCAGUGCAGAACGGCCAUCUGCCGUGUCUGGAGUGGAUGGUAAAGGAGAUGCUGGCCAAGGGCAAGCUGAUCGCCGACUGCCUGACGUACAUCGACAACGAGCAGGCGUCGCUGUUUCACUUUGCCGCCGCCUUCGGCGAGACCAAGUGCAUGCAGUUCCUGCUGCACUGCCUGCCGGACAAAUCGUUUGCCGUCAACACACGCGACGUGUGGGGCAGGACUCCGCUGCAUGAUGCCGCUGAGAAAAAUCACCUGAACUGUUUCAAGCUCUUGCUCGCAUCCGGCGCAGAUAUUUACAGCAAGGACAAGAAGGGAAACGCGCCAUACGAGAUCGCCAUGAAGCAUGGAAAGCUGGCCAGCUUCUUAUCGCAGAACAUGCGCGGCGACAAAGCACCGCCACCCAAGGCACCGCGCACCUGGUCCCCAGACCAGGACACUGUCGCAACAGUACCACUUGGUCGGGCCGUUGAUCAUCGCACUAGUGUACGUUACAAGGCCAAGGCACCGCGUACCCAGCUAGUCGAGCACACCAACCAGCAGAAGUCCACCACGGCGCCCGAGCACAUCUACCGAGCGGUGACGGUCUCCACCAGCGAUGACGGCUAUGCCAGUGCGGCGGCGGCGGUGGUGAUGUCACCAAGCCCCGACGACAACAUGGUGUUUGUUACCCCACCCGGCAGUCCCGAUGGUGCUCGCAAAGAGCAAGCCAGGACCGAGAGCCUCAAUUCGGAUGCUUUCGCAAAUGGUGAGACGCCGCCAGCCUCUCCCGGUUUACUGCCAGCAAUGCCUAGCAAAGAGCGCUCUGCGUCCGUGUGCGAGGGCAUGCACGAGAUGGCGUACACUGUGCCGGCGCCGGAAAACCAGCCAUCAGUCAAGAUCAUUCAUGCCAUGACAGCGGACUCUCGCAUUACGCACGAGGUCAGCAAGCUAUCGUUUGCAAUGGGCAUGUUCAACGUCAACAGCAGCAUUGUUCGCGUGAAAAAGAACACGUUUGAGGGGGAAAAGGUCCGCUGCCCUGCCGAAAUGCGCGAGUGGCUUGAAGUCGAGAGGUCCAGUUGCGAUGCUUUGAUCUACAUUUGCACGAGCCAGCUACGAGAACUGUUCGAGACGGCCAUCCGCGGUGGGAAGAAGGCAAAGGACAAGACCCCGGACACCGCAGUACACUCGUUUUCGCUGCCUCAUGACCUGCUGUCGAUCAUGCACCCGAUUGUGACGCUCCAUGGUGCGUCGUCGCGACAUCGGCCGCCGUGGCUUUCCAAAUGCCCCGUGCUGUACUGGCCCAAGAAUCAGCCCUCGCUCUUCGCAAAGCUGAAGAUUAAGCACCCUGAGCAGCAGCUGAGUUUGCCGACUCGACGUUCACGGGCCAAUACCAUGUAGUCUAUAGACUCGAUACUGGAGAAAAUACACGUCUUGUCAUGCUUCGCAGUGCGAAAAAUGACUCCCAGGCUCUCUCUCUCUCUCUCUCUCUCUCUCUCUCUCUCUCUCUCACACACACACACACACACACACACACACACACACACACACACACACACACACGUGCAUCUGCCAAUGCCGUACACGACACGGAAUUUCUCGUUUUUUUCACAUAUUUCCUGGAAUGGCAGUCCAUGAAGUAUCACCCAAGAGCUCCGACUUCUAGGAGGAUCACGAUCACAAUUUCUAUUCCGUUGCUGCCUGGGGCGCACUCCUAGAUGAAUAACACCGUUUCCAUGACGUGGUAGCGAAUAGUGUUGCUGAGCUCUUUCAUAAAGACUAGUAUGUUUACACCCUUUUGAGAAUCUGCGUUUGCUAUUGACACUCUUUGCAUCGAAAUCUGUUCAUCCCCAUUGAGACCCAUGUCAAGUGAUAUUAUUUUAAUCGUUCUUGCUUGCUUUUCGCAAUGACAACUUGAAAAGCAUACUAUAGUGUAUCUAAUUCACACAGUAUUGAAGUCAGCAGAGUUUGCGCUGCUCCUUUUGAAAACAUGCUUGCAUAUUUACUUGAUCUACCCGUUAACUCGCUACAAAAGUGCUUUUUAAUUUUAUUACCACUGCAACUUUUUAUGAACCUGCUGGGCCAUCAGAAACAAA